Molecule: messenger RNA, 894 nt
Organism: Cyphellophora europaea CBS 101466
Lineage: Eukaryota; Fungi; Ascomycota; Eurotiomycetes; Chaetothyriales; Cyphellophoraceae
Exons: 1
Coding region: 1-894 (297 amino acids)
Source: RefSeq, a predicted model, not a curated record
AUGGCGACCGACAGACUAAACUCCGCCAUCACCAGUCUCGCCACCCCCUCAAACCCGGACGCCUCCACCGCCCUCUCCCGCGGCCAAGCCCGCUGGACCAAGCCCCAAUCCCGCACCCUCGACACCACGUCCCUAGGCCCCAAGUGCCUCUGCGCGGGCCUCUGGCGCUGCCAAACCUCGACCCUCCAACUCGCGCUCGAAACCGUGUUGGGCGCACCCCACCUCCCCUUCCGCCCCAGCAUGCACGGCAGCGUCAUCAUGACGGACCUGUCGCUCCUGCGCCUGGCCGUGCGCGCCACCAAGGAGCAGAACCCCGCGACGCGCCGCAAGCUCGUCGCGCAGCUAUACCGGGGCUUCAACGGCAGCGCCGAUUUCCCCGGCUUCGCGCUGUUGCCGGAUCUGUUGGAUCUGUAUCCGGAUAUGCGGGUGGUGCUCAACAAACGGCGCGGGGCCGCCGAGUGGGCGCGCAGCGCCGACGUGCUGCGCUUUUGGUCCUCCUGGACCUAUGUGCUGGUGUGUGGCCUGAUCCCGAUGUGCUGGACGCAUUGGCGGCUGUAUCGGGAGUUUGAUGCGCUGGCGCGCCGCAGGUUUGGGGCGGAGACGGAUAUUUGGAGUGCGGGCUUUUAUGACGUGCAUAAUGAGUGGGUGAGGGAGGAGUGUAGGAAGAGGGGGAGGGAGGUGUUGGAGUGGGAGGCGGGGGACGGGUGGGCGCCACUGUGUGGGUUUUUGGGCGUCGAGGUGCCUCCCGAGGGGGUGGGCGUGCCGGUUAGUAAUGAGGGGAAGGAGAUUCAGGCGCUGAAGCCGUGGGCGGUCAAGAUGGGGUUGGGGGUGUGGGCUGUGGUGCUGGGGGUGGGUGCCGUCGGAGUUUGGACGGUCAGGUGGUGGCUGGGUUGA